This is a messenger RNA of Mesocricetus auratus (golden hamster), 1683 nucleotides long. Its product is annotated as cytochrome P450 3A9-like. Gene Ontology annotation, molecular function: heme binding; oxidoreductase activity, acting on paired donors, with incorporation or reduction of molecular oxygen, reduced flavin or flavoprotein as one donor, and incorporation of one atom of oxygen; iron ion binding. The transcript has 13 exons. The record is from RefSeq and is a predicted model, not a curated record. The coding region runs from base 1 to 1563 and encodes 520 amino acids. Lineage: Eukaryota; Metazoa; Chordata; Mammalia; Rodentia; Cricetidae. Gene Ontology annotation, biological process: steroid metabolic process; oxidative demethylation.
AUGGACCUGGUUCUAAACUUUCCCAUGGAGACCUGGGUGCUCCUGGCUACCGGCCUGGUGCUCCUCUACCUAUAUGGAACCUGUACACAUGGAACCUUUAAGAAUUUGGGAAUUUCAGGACCCAAAUCACUACCUUUCAUGGGAAAUAUUCUUGCAUACCAAAACGGAUUUUGGGAGUUUGACAGACAAUGCCAUAAAAAAUAUGGGAAAAUAUGGGGUAAGUUUUAUGAGGGUCGACAGCCUGUGUUGGCUAUCAUGGACCCAGACAUGAUCAAAACAGUGCUGGUGAAGGAAUGCUACUCUACCUUCACAAACCGUCGGGUGUUCGGUCCAGUGGGAUUUUUGAAAAAAUCAAUCACCUUAUCUGAGAAUGAAGAAUGGAAGAGAUUAAGAGCAUUGCUGUCUCCUACCUUCACCAGUGGGAAGCUCAAGGAGAUGCUCCCCAUCAUUAACCAGUAUGCAGAUGUGUUGGUGAGAAACAUGAGGCAGGGAGCAGAGAGUGGAGAUCCCAUCAACAUGAAAGACAUCUUUGGAGCCUACAGCAUGGAUGUGAUCACCGGCACAUCAUUCGGAGUGAAUGUCGAUUCCCUCAACAACCCACAAAAUCCCUUUGUACAAAAAGUAAAGAAGCUCAUAAAAUUUAAUUUCUUGGACCCAUUCUUCCUCUCAGUGAUACUCUUUCCAUUCCUUAUCCCACUAUAUGAUGCACUCAAAAUGACUGUGUUUCCAAACGAUGUCAUAAGCUUUUUUAAAACUUCUGUAGAACAAAUGAAAGAGAAUCGCAUGCAAGACAAAGAAAAGCAAAGAUUGGAUUUUCUUCAACUGAUGAUCAACUCCCAGAAUUCCAAAGACAAAGAAUCUCAUCAAGGGUUAUCUGAUCUGGAGAUUUCGGCCCAGUCCAUUUUCUUUAUUUUCGCUGGCUAUGAGACCACCAGCAGCGCGCUUUCCUUUGCUCUGUAUUUACUGGCCACUCACCCCGAUGUCCAGAAGAAACUUCAGGAUAAAAUUGAUGCAGCUCUACCCAAUAAGGCACCUGCCACCUAUGAUGCCCUGGUCCAGAUGGAGUACCUAGACAUGGUGAUGAAUGAGACUCUCAGAUUAUAUCCAGUCGGUGGAAGACUCGAGACGAUCUGUAAGACAGAUGUUGAAGUCAAUGGGGUGCUCAUUCCCAAAGGGACUGUAGUGAUGGUACCGACCUUUGCUCUUCACAAAGACCCAGAGUGCUGGCCAGAGCCUGAGGAGUUCCACCCUGAAAGGUUCAGCAAGAAGAACCAGGGCAGCAUCAAUCCUUACACAUACCUGCCCUUUGGGGAUGGACCCAGGAACUGCAUUGGCAUGAGGUUUGCUCUCAUGAACAUGAAACUGGCUCUUGUCAGAGUCCUGCAGAACUUCUCCUUCCAGCCUUGUGAGGAAACUCAGAUCCCUUUAAAACUGAGAAAGAAAGGAUUUUUUCAACCAGAAAAACCCAUCAUUCUAAGAGCUGUAUUAAAAGAAGGAACCACAAGUGGAGUUGACAUAAAGCUGAUUAUGAUGCUGUGUCCCAUGACACAAGAAGUCAAAUGAUUUUGUGAAGAAAAUGCAGAAAUGAAGAUGGGAUUGAUUCUUUUCAUGAAUGAGGGACUCUGGGCACUCAUCAACCUAAUCUCCUGAUUUAGCCACAGAAGCUCAAAAAUCACUCACUUC